AUGUCGCUCCCUAUCCCAUCUUUCGAUACUCCUUUUGGAGUUGCAUUAUGGCCACAUUUCGAUACCUUGGUGGCAUUUGUCACCAACGGUAGAUUUGUUCCAUCUCAAGUCGUAUUCACCCACGGUUGUGACUUACCUCUUUCCACUUUACCACCGGCCUUGUCCCUCAUCGCGCUCUACUAUGUCGUUAUAUUUGGUGGUAACUACAUUUUCAAAAAAUUCCAGAUCAAGCCCUUCGUGUUGAACGGUUUGUUCCAGGUGCACAACUUGUUCCUCACCACGUUGUCAUUGACCUUAUUGGUGUUGAUGUCCGAACAGUUGAUUCCAAUCAUCCAUCACCACGGGUUAUUCUACGCUAUUUGUAACGAAGGCGCUUGGACUCAACCUUUAGUUUGUCUUUACUACUUGAACUACUUGACUAAGUUUUGUGAAUUCAUUGAUACCGUUUUCCUCGUCGUAAAGCAAAAGAAGUUAACUUUCUUACACACCUACCAUCACGGUGCAACUGCCUUAUUAUGUUACACUCAAUUAUGUGGUUUAACCCCAAUCUCGUGGGUCCCUAUCGUAUUGAACUUGGGUGUUCACGUUGUUAUGUACUGGUACUACUUCCUUGCUGCAAGAGGCAUUAGAGUGUGGUGGAAGGAAUGGGUCACUAGAUUCCAAAUCAUCCAAUUCGUCUUGGAUUUGGGUUUCGUUUACUUUGCUACUUACCAAAAGAUCGUCUUCACCUACUUCUUUGGAUGGAAGGAUGCCUUACCAUUGGUCUGUGCUGACUGUGCCGGAACCAUGGUUGCAGCCUACUCAGGAUGUGCCAUUUUAUCCUCUUACUUGGUUUUGUUUAUUGCAUUCUACAUUGAUGUUUACAAGAGAAAGGGUUCUACCAGAUCCAAGAGAGUUAAGUCCAUUUCCGGUGGAAUUGCAGCUCAGGUCAAUGAGUAUGUCCACGUUUCUGGAUUUAAGAGUGACUCCCCAGCGCCAGAUGCCAACUUGAGAUCAAGAAAGGCUUGA
Messenger RNA from Dujonia railenensis, 1008 nucleotides. Lineage: Eukaryota; Fungi; Ascomycota; Pichiomycetes; Serinales; Debaryomycetaceae. The record is from the annotation of a GenBank genome assembly.